Carlito syrichta (Philippine tarsier) is the source of this 660-nucleotide messenger RNA. RefSeq names its product transmembrane 4 L six family member 5 (gene TM4SF5). Gene Ontology annotation, cellular component: membrane. The transcript has 5 exons. Lineage: Eukaryota; Metazoa; Chordata; Mammalia; Primates; Tarsiidae. The record is from RefSeq and is a predicted model, not a curated record. The coding region runs from base 26 to 619 and encodes 197 amino acids.
CACCUGCCCUUCUCAACGCCUCACCAUGUGCACAGGAAAGUGUGCCCGCUGCGUGGGGCUCUCCCUCAUACCCCUCUCCCUGAUCUGCAUCGUGGCCAACGCGCUCCUGCUGGUACCUAAUGGGAAGACCACCUGGACCAACGUUAACCAUCUCAGCUUGCAAGUCUGGCUCAUGGCUGGCUUCAUCGGCGGGGGCCUGAUGGUACUGUGUCCAGGCAUUGCAGCUGUUCGGGCAGGGGGAAAGGGCUGUUGUGGUACAGGCUGCUGUGGAAAUCGCUGCAGGAUGCUGCGCUCGGUCUUCUCCUCGGCGUUCGGGGUGCUUGGUGCCAUCUACUGCCUCUCAGUGUCGGGAGCCGGGCUCCGAAUCGGCCCCAAAUGCUUGAGGAACAGCGAGUGGGGCUACCACUUCGAAGACACCUUAGGCACCUACUUGCUCAACCACACUCAAUGGGAUUUGUGUGAGGAACCGCCUCACGUGGUCACGUGGAAUGUGACACUUUUCUCCCUGCUGGUAGCCGCCUCGUGCCUGGAGAUUGUGCUGUGUGGAAUACAGCUGGUGAACGCCACCCUUGGUGUCUUCUGUGGCGAUUGCAGGAAAAAAGAGGAUGCCACUCACUGAGGCUCCGUCGACCUCGCUGUUAUACCUGCUCACUUCUGGAC